Messenger RNA from Symbiodinium pilosum, 2235 nucleotides. The record is from the annotation of a GenBank genome assembly. Lineage: Eukaryota; Dinophyceae; Suessiales; Symbiodiniaceae.
AUGACUGGUGUUUUUUGCAACAGUGCUAUUAAAGCCGCCGAGAACGAUCACGAUUUGGCGGUGCAGUCGUUAGUGCAAAUGCGAAAGGAACUGAAGGACCAGGUCAUGAACUUAUUCGAUACCAUUGACGAGCGUGGAUUGGGCCAGCUCACAAUCUCUGAGUUUGAGCGGCACUUCGCUGACGAUGCCGUCAAGGCGUUCUUCGAGGUUUUAAAGAUUGGAGCGGUCGAUGCGUGGACCCUCUUCACCAGUCUGGAUAAGGACGGGGACCACACAGUGAACGUGGAUGAGUUUGUCGAGCGAUGCCCUGUGGAGGUAGUGUGGCAAGUCUGCCGCAUGGUUGCCGGCGUCAGGGGCGUUCAAUCGAAUGGAAAGCAGCUUCGGAAGAUCGAGGAAGCACAGCAGUUUGAGCUCUUUGUUUUCAUGGAGUUGAAGGUGAUCGCAAGCAGUGAGACGGAAGGCUGUGCGCACAGUGCUUCCCUCAGGCACCUUGCAAUCAUUACGGCCUUUGCAGCGCAUUCGAAGGCGGCCGAGGAGCUCGGGAACCUGAAGGAGCUCGAUGAAGUCCUGCACAAACACACCGCGGAGGCGGACAUCUCGUGUGGUUCUUCCGCCGUCUUUUACAGAGCGGUGUGUGCCCACUUGGACACACGAUUUGAGAAGCUGGAGAUGCUUUUCCGAAGGCCACUAAACUGGAGCAUGGGACCGCAGCUGAACGGGGAUGACCAGCUCACCCCGGAGCAACUUUUCUUGUAUGUGUUUGUACGAGUCAUGACGGCAGAGAGCGGCCCACUGGAAUCAGUAGUGGAGUCACUGCCGAACAGCUCACAACCGGGCAUGCGGCCCAGCUACAUUCGCGAGGAUAGCCCAAGCAGCUACGAGAUGGCCAAGAAGACUGGCGAAGCUGUGACACAGGCCUUCUCCAGGAUUGGGGGUGCCAGCAAAGAACUGACAGAAAGACGCCUUGGGCCAGCUUUUUCGGUCUGGUACCGGUGUCGGCAGUGGGCAGCUGCAAUAGUGAAUUCGCAGAUCGCCAGCAUCUUCUUUGCGAUGGUGGUCAUGUCGAACUCAGUAUAUCUUGGAGUUCACCUCUCCUGGAGUUCCCAGAACACCGCGCAGACCGCGAAUCCUGUUUUCCUGGGAAUGCAUGUCGCAUAUUCUGUGCUAUUCACUCUUGAGGCACUGCUCCACUUGAUGGCGGUUGGGUUCACAGCCUACAUUUGCGGUCCCAGUUGGGCAUGGAACUGGCUGGACAUUUUUGUCGUGACUUCCUCGUGGAUCGAGUUGGCGGUCGACAUCGUGUCCCCAGAUCAUGAGACCAUGGGUGCCAAUAGCAACCUUCGAAUUAUGAGGCUCCUCAGGCUUGGCCGACUUGUCCGUGUUGUGCGCAUUGUCCGUGUGGUGAAGCUUUUUCGAGCGCUGCGAACGUUGGUGUAUUCCCUCCUUGGGACCCUGAAGUCGCUGUUCUGGUCCUUCUUGCUCCUGGCGCUGAUUAUCUACAUAUUCGGCAUCUUGUUUACUGAUGUUGUUCUGAACCACCUUUGGGAGCAGGCUGAGCAGGGGAUAAGUGUUGACACUGACACUGACGAAGUGCGGUUUUAUUUUGGUACACUCUACGUGUCCAUCAUCACGCUCUUCAGGUCGAUAUCUAACGGUAUCACUUGGAACAAGGCCGCCGAUGCACUGGAGCCGGUGGGCAUGUUCUGGGUACAAGUGUUUCACUUCUAUGUUGCCUUCUGCUCCUUUGCAUUGCUUAACGUAAUGACUGGUGUUUUUUGCAACAGUGCUAUCAAAGCUGCAGAACGUGACCAUGAUAUGGUGCUGCAGUCAAUGAUGCAAACGCGCAAGGAAUACCAAGAUGUUGUCAGCAACCUCUUCAAGAAGAUUGAUGAACGAGGCCUUGGACAUCUGACCAUCACGGAGUUCGAACGACACUUCGAUGAUGAUUCAGUACAGGCACUGUUUGAGUAUCUCCAAAUCGGUGCCAUGGAUGCCUGGACAAUGUUUAUCAGCCUUGACAAGGAUGGUGAUCACACAAUCAACGUGGAUGAGUUUACAGAGCGCUGCAUACAGCUUCACGGCCCCGCAAGAUCUGCGGACCUCUUUGCAGUGCGGCAGAACUGUGCAAAGCUGACAAAAGACCUACGCAAGAUGGAUGAGACACAGGAGCGGAUUGAAAUGGCCUUGGCGAUGAUCCUGCAACAGCAGGCCGCGAUCGCUGCGUUCAGUGUGUGA